AAGGGGAGGAGCCAGGAGGGGCGGGGCCUUGGCUCCCUCCGCCUCUGACGUCAGCGCGCUCCCGGAAGCAGACGCAGCAGGAGGAAGAUGGCGGCCUCGGCGUCGAAGGCCGUGGCGGUGACCCUGGCGGCAGCGAAGCCGGCCGGGCUGCUGGGGGUCCCCCUCCGCAGAGCCCUGGCCUCCUCCUCUUCCUCGGGCGCCUCUCCGCCGCGGAUCAAGCGCUUCGCCGUCUACCGCUGGAGCCCGGAGAGCCCCGGGGAGAAGCCCCGCAUGCAGACCUACGAGAUGGACCUCAACAAGUGCGGGCCCAUGGUCCUGGACGCCCUGAUCAAGAUCAAGAACGAGGUGGACCCCUCCCUGACCUUCCGCCGCUCCUGCAGGGAAGGCAUCUGCGGCUCCUGCGCCAUGAACAUCGGCGGGGGCAACACGCUGGCAUGCACCAAGCGCAUUGACACCGACCUCAGCAAGGUCACCAAGAUCUACCCUCUGCCCCACAUGUUCGUGGUGAAGGACCUGGUCCCAGACCUGAGCAACUUCUAUGCCCAGUACAAAGCCAUCCAGCCUUACCUGAAGAAAAGGGACGAGUCCAAGCAAGGCAAAGAGCAGUACCUCCAGUCCAUCGAGGAUCGUGAGAAGCUGGAUGGGCUGUACGAAUGCAUCCUGUGCGCCUGCUGCAGCACCUCCUGCCCCAGCUACUGGUGGAACGGGGAUAAGUAUUUGGGGCCAGCCGUCCUCAUGCAGGCCUAUCGCUGGAUGAUUGACUCCCGGGAUGAAUACACGGAGGAGCGCCUGGCACAGCUCCAGGACCCCUUCUCCCUCUACCGCUGCCACACCAUCAUGAACUGCACUAAGACCUGCCCCAAGGGGCUGAACCCCGGCAAAGCCAUCGCAGAAAUCAAGAAGAUGAUGGCCACGUACAAGGAGAAAGCGGCCUUUGCCUGAGCCCCGGACCCUCUGCUUCGCAGCCCCACGGCUGCUGCUUCCUGCUGGGAACCGGAGGGAAUUCCUCCGGAGGGAAUGAGUGGGUUGGGGGCAGCUUUUGGUGUGUGUUCUGUCCGUAGGCGCUUGGCGCACGCGCGGCAGCCCUUCUUGGACUAAUAAAGUGCUUCUUGGUUAGCCUGC
Sceloporus undulatus (fence lizard) is the source of this 1122-nucleotide messenger RNA. It is a transcript of the gene SDHB, whose product is annotated as succinate dehydrogenase complex iron sulfur subunit B. NCBI's taxonomy places the organism in Eukaryota, Metazoa, Chordata, Lepidosauria, Squamata, Phrynosomatidae. Gene Ontology annotation, molecular function: 2 iron, 2 sulfur cluster binding; electron transfer activity. Gene Ontology annotation, cellular component: mitochondrial membrane. The transcript is spliced from 8 exons. Gene Ontology annotation, biological process: aerobic respiration; respiratory electron transport chain; tricarboxylic acid cycle. The record is from RefSeq and is a predicted model, not a curated record. Bases 88 to 942 code for a protein of 284 amino acids.